GUUGUAGUGAGAGCAAUGUGUGAAGUAGCGUCAAUAUGGAGGAACUGUGGUGGUUGUCAGGCUUCACAGUGUUGUUGUUUGUUUGGUAACUCCAGCAACCUCAACAUUUUAACACUUCUCGUCACUGGAUCAAGCUUUUUCUAACAAGACGAGCCACACAUUGCACCACAAUUGCUACAGACAACCCGAGAAGAUUAAACUGCUAAGUAAACCGCACGUGUCUUCAAGAAGGCAGUUGUGGAGCCUUGGAGCAGCAGCAGCAACACUGCUGAUGUAGUCACUUGUACAAACCUUGAGAGACACAUUACAUAUAUCAUUAAGAUCUGUGUCCCUCAUCACCAGGAUCUCCAGCCCAGCCACCUCCAUUGUCAGUUUGUAGUAAAUUAAAAAAAAUACAACCGACAUGUCAAGUUUAAACAAGAAACAGCAGACUGCAUGUUACUCGCUGUGAUCCCUCACAAAGGACUAUGCAAACUGACUAAACCUAAAAAAAAAAUUAAAAAGAAAGGAAGAAUUGGUCAUUUUGGUCACCUUGGGCCAGGUGGGAUGUUGUACUGUAUAUUUGCUCACCCUCAAAUGUACACCUUUUUUUGUGGCAUUCACAUUAAAGAUGGUAAAGUUUGCGGAGGCUGAAAAGCGUGGUCGGGGGGGUGAGGGGAGUGAUAGAAGGUACGCUCCUGUGGUGAUGGUAGAGAGAGCCAAGAUGAAUCGUGCCAUGUGGGAGUCGCUAAAGGCGCACAUUAUUAGAGAACGGAAGAGAAAAAAAGAAGAACAGGAAGCUGAUGCAGAAGAGGAGCGACUUCGUAAAGAGCGUGAAAAUCGGAAGAAGCAGCAUGCUAUGACUCUUGAAGAAACAAGAGAAAAGUUGUCCCAAAUGGAACAGGAUCUUAAUGAUCUGAAAAAUCAAAAGCAUCAACUUUUUCAAGACUUAAAAGUUGUUCUUAAUGAAGAUGCAACACGGAAACGUGCUCAGCAACAGCAAAACUAUCUCAAAGAAAGUGAAUUGAUGGCAGUACAUUCAUAUCCACAUGGCACAAUUCCACUUAGUGGCCAUCCACAGAUGCUCUUCCAGUCCAACCUUGUGCCAGGGCGAGGCUCUCUGCCCAUCCAUGGAUACAAGGUUCCACCUGCUCAACCUCAGCCAUUAAUACCUCCCGGUUCGCUGAAGAGGUCACGUACACCAUCACCACCGCCUCAAGGAGGAUAUCAACAGAUCCCAUACAACUUUAAGAAUUUGCCAGCACAUGCAGCUCCCAGUGUACCUGUCACACUUCCUACCACCAAGGCAGGGAGUGCAAGUAAUGUGUACGUGGCGGGACAGGCUCCUUACUACCAUGGGUCCACUCAGGCUCAUGGCAGCUCCAGCCAGUACCAGCCCACCUCACAGGCUGUGGCCUAUCUCCCACCUGCAGCACCAACCCACACCAACCCUCCCACUCCUUCCCAACCCCAACAACCUCCUACUCGAGAUGACAAACACCUCCAGCCUGUUUAUAUGCAAAGUAGUCGAGCUGCUCAUGUUGCAACUCUUCACCAACCUAUGGACCACAAAGGCAAGCCAGGAGGCAGUAGUUUUCUGCCACCUCAGGAGGGGGGACAAGAGAAGUAUUUCCAGCCAACUGUGAGAUCACAUUUGGCUCUCCACUCUGGGGUAUUACCAGUGCAACAACCACAUCCGGGGGGUGGUAAGAGCGGAAGCAUCACCUCAGGGUUCCCUGUUCGCACUGUUCCUUCCUCGCAGCAGCCUUCCCCGGUUGUGAGCUCUGCAUCCCAUGUGAGUAAGCCAGAAGCUCAGCCAAGGUCUUACAAUAAUCAACCAACAAGUUAUUCUCGUUCUUACUAUUGAAUAGUCUUGAUGCCAGCCUCAGUUGAAAGUUUCCAUUGAAAUUCUAGAUCUGCAAAUGGUGAGAAUAUUAGAUUUUUUAAUUUAAUAAAUUUCUAGCCAUUUGAUGUUACAGAUUACCGAGUUUCUUCAUUAAUUAUAUAUACUUAGUGCUAGAGGAGACGCAAGCUUUAAGCAUCAUAAGUUCAUUGCACAGAUAAUACAUGUAUUAUAUCUCAUUAUGUUGAGUGUACAUAGCUAUGAAUGUGAUGUAAAUUCAAGUACAUGUACCUGUAUUAUCUCAGUUAUUGUAUUUGUGCAAUAGUACUUAAAAAAAAAAAAAAACUGAAAAUGGUGUGCGAGGAAAAGAGCAUUAAUGUGGGUGGUGUAUAAUCAGUGUAUAAAAUAUGGGUAAUGGAAUUAGGGUAGUUAAACUAGAGAAAUAAAAGUUUUUAAGAGAA
Messenger RNA from Cherax quadricarinatus, 2283 nucleotides. RefSeq names its product G protein pathway suppressor 2. Lineage: Eukaryota; Metazoa; Arthropoda; Malacostraca; Decapoda; Parastacidae. Gene Ontology annotation, molecular function: transcription coregulator activity. The record is from RefSeq and is a predicted model, not a curated record. Gene Ontology annotation, cellular component: transcription regulator complex. Gene Ontology annotation, biological process: regulation of transcription by RNA polymerase II.